AUGGGCAGUGAGUCCCCGAACAACACGGAUCGUGAGUCCAGGACCAUCACAGGCAGUGAGUCCCAGAACAACAUGGUCAGUAAGUCCCAGACCAACGUGCGCAGUGCGUCCCAGAACAACAUGGACAUUGAGUCUCAGAACAACACGUUCAGUGAGUCCCAGAACAAUUGGGACAGCGAGUCCCAGAGCAAGACCGACAGUGGGUCCCAGAACAACACGUCAACUAACACGGGCAGCGAGUCCUGGAACAACACGGGCAGCGAGUCCAGGACCAACACGGGCAAUGAGUCCCAGAACAACGCGGGCAGUAAGGUCCAGAACAGCACGAGCAGUGAAUCCCAGAACAACACGGACAGUGAGUCCCAGAACAACACGGUCAGUGAGCCCCAGAAAAACACGGGCUGUGCGUCCCAGAACAAGACGGACAGUGAGACCCAGAACAACACGGGCAGCGAGUCCUGGAGCAACACGGGCAGCGAGUCGCAGAACAAGGCGGACAUGAGUAAAUACUGGAACAACACGGGCAGUCUGUCCCAGGACAACACGGGCAAUGAGUCCCAGCACAACACGGACAAUGAGCCCCAGCACAGCGUGGGCAGUGAGUCUCAGAACAACACAAGCAGCGAAUAUUGGAACACCAUGGGCAGCGAGUCACAGAACAGCAAGGGCAAUGAAUCCUGA
Messenger RNA from Hemiscyllium ocellatum (epaulette shark), 681 nucleotides. Its product is annotated as protein rtoA-like. The transcript is spliced from 3 exons. NCBI's taxonomy places the organism in Eukaryota, Metazoa, Chordata, Chondrichthyes, Orectolobiformes, Hemiscylliidae. The coding region runs from base 1 to 681 and encodes 226 amino acids. The record is from RefSeq and is a predicted model, not a curated record.